AGAAAGCAGCUUAGGAUGUUAACGAAAAAAUAAAAUCGAAAUAUAUAACUUGUAAGACAAUGGGCGUGUGUGUCACGUGUUUAAUAUUAUUGUCUCUCAUCUCAAUCACUUCAUCGCACAAACACUUUGAAAUUCUGGACGUCGCUGCUUCACUAGAGCAGGCUCGCCAAAUCAUCUCUCGCACCACUACCACUACCACCCACCAACCACCGCCCGAUCACUCUCUCUCUCUCACUCUAAUUUCUCGCUCCUCUCUCCCUUCCAGCACCACCGCCGCCAACUACACCUCCCUCACUCUCUCCCGCCUCGCCCGCGACCAAGCCCACCUCCGCUCCCUCCUCUCCCGCCUCUCCACACACUCACACCUACAAUCCCCCCUCACCUCCGGACUCAACCAAGACAGCGGCGAGUACUUCGCCCGCAUCGGCGUCGGCCGCCCCGCCGCCCACCUCUACAUGGUCAUCGACACCGGCAGCGACGUCUCCUGGCUACAAUGCAAACCCUGCGUCCACUGCUACCCGCAAUCCGACCCCAUCUUCGACCCGUCCGCCUCCUCCACCUACAAGCCGCUCACCUGCCUCUCCCCGCAGUGCGCCGCCCUCCGAUCCUCCAUCUGCCUCGUCGGGACCUGUCUUUACCAGGUUUUGUACGGUGACGCCUCCCACACCAUCGGAAACUUCGCCACCGAAACCAUCUCCUUCGGCUCCUCCGGCUCCGUUGACAACGUGGCCAUCGGCUGCGGCCACGACAACGGCGGCCUGUUUUCCGGCGCCGCGGGCCUGCUGGGCCUGGGCGGCGGCGCCUCAUCUCUUCCCGCUCAGAUCAAAGCGACGUCGUUCUCAUACUGCUUGGUGGACCGCGACUCGAACUCGUCGUCCACUCUGGAUUUCAACUCGAUCCCGCCCGCCGACUCGGUGGCAGCGCCGCUGGUCGACAACCCCUCUAACGACGCCUACCGCUACGUGGCGAUGACCGGGAUCAGCGUGGGCGGCGAGGCGGUGAAGUUCGCGGCGUCUCUGCUGGAGAUGGGGAGCGACGGGAGUGGUGGCGUGAUCGUGGAUUCCGGCACGACGGUGACGCGGCUGCGGAGGGAUGUGUACGGCUUGGUGCGGGAUGCGUUCAGGAACAAGACCAGUGCACUGCCGUGGGCCGGCGAUUAUGCUCUGUUCGACACGUGCUACGACUUGUCCUCGCUGUCGAAGGCGAGGAUCCCCACGGUGGCGUUCGAGUUUGGUGGCGGGAAGAGGGUGGUGCUGCCGCCGAAGAACUGCAUGGUAGCGGUGGACAGCGACGGGAAGUUUUGCUUGGCGUUCGCCGGAAUGUCGGGGGAGUUGUCGAUUAUUGGCAAUGUGCAGCAGCAGGGCAUGCGGGUUACUUAUGAUCUUGCCAACAAAUAUAUUGCUUUUAGCCCUAACAAAUGUUGAACUUUAUUUCCCUAAUGCACUUCAUCGAAUUAUCUAAUCUUUUUGUGGCCUUUAAAAUACAAAAACUACAUAAAUCAUUGUUACAUCUCUUAUAUGUAUUUCAUUAAUAAAGAAGAUAUGAGUUGUUAUAAUAUGAUAAGAAGUGA
Salvia miltiorrhiza (redroot sage) is the source of this 1570-nucleotide messenger RNA. Its product is annotated as protein ASPARTIC PROTEASE IN GUARD CELL 1-like. Gene Ontology annotation, biological process: proteolysis. The coding region runs from base 60 to 1424 and encodes 454 amino acids. The record is from RefSeq and is a predicted model, not a curated record. The transcript has 2 exons. NCBI's taxonomy places the organism in Eukaryota, Viridiplantae, Streptophyta, Magnoliopsida, Lamiales, Lamiaceae. Gene Ontology annotation, molecular function: aspartic-type endopeptidase activity.